CCGGCAAUAAAUAUGUCGGCGCAAACAGAAUACCCGAGCAAAAAAAUCAUUAACAAUCCAUCAGCUGUAGUUGACGAGGCUUUAGAUGGUGUAGUUCUAUCGAACAAGAAUGUGCAGUUACUGAAAGGACAUCGCGUUCUAAUACGAAGAGGUAUUCAAUGUGUACGCGAGCGAGGUUUGGUUGCGUUGAUAUCUGGUGGUGGUAGUGGACAUGAACCAGCGCAUGGUGGCUUUGUAGGUAUAUAGUAUUUACCGUGCAUGUUUGUUGCACGAUGCUUAGGGACAUCCAUUUUUAUUUUAGAAACAGUAUUGAUAAAAGCGAGGGAUUAUAGGUUUAAAAACUUGUAACCUGAAUCUUAAUUAUAGGGGGUGUUCAGUAGUCAGUGCCCAGUGGACCAUUCCAUUUAAUGAGGGGUCUGGAUAUCCUAUAGGGUGGUUUACUUUAAAUUUUCCUAGAGGGUAGCAUAAGAAAUUUUCCCCAAAAUAGCAAAAAUUAUGUGUUUUAGUGAUAUCCAAGGGGGUAAAAACGAUAUCCUAAAGGGGGUAUAAAGAAAUCCAUGGGGUAACAUCCAAAAAUUGCAUCCAAGGGGGUUCCAAAGUUUUUAUAUCCUAAGGGGAUUAUGAAGGGACCCCUCAAUGGGGGGGGGGGUGCUUAUAUUAAAUGGAAUGGCCCAGUAUAUGGAACCGGGUACCUGAGCUAGUUUGUUUAUCCGAGCUGAUUUUAUCCUGUGAUCUUAAGGCGGGCUGGCUCGCCAAAACAAACCACUGGUCUCACCGCUAUAAAUAGUAUAAUAUAAGUAUAUUUGCUCACAAACAUGAAAUUUGUACUUGUGGGCAAACUUCACAGAAUGAGAAUCAUUCAGAGACCUUUCAUUGUUGAAAUCUGUUGAGAAAAUCUUAUUUACAACAAUAUGUGUGUGAAUAGAGAAAUAACACCCAGCCUGCUUAGGCGAGCUAGCCAGCCUCAAGCCCCUUGUCAUAAGGGGGGAGGGGGGAGGGGGGUGGCCACCCCCCACCAAGAUUUCUGCCAAUGGCCAGCCUAGGUAAUUGCAUUAUUUGCCAGCCAGAGGUCACCGUAGAUCUUGGGUCAUUUGAGGCAGAAUCUCGCUUAAGAAAGCCAGCCUUGUUCCUAUAUAAACAUAAAAUUAAAUUUAGUAGGAAAUAUUGAAAAAGCUAGGCUGGCUCUCGAUUCCCUGAACUGGGCCAGCUUGGGUACCAUGUGAACCAAUUUCAAAGAUUUUAAUUUGUUUUGCACUUUAUACCAGCAUAAAAAUUCAUAAGAAUUUAUUUGUCUGCAAGUAUCAGCUAUGCAGCAGAUAUUCAUGAUUGGCGACUUCGGGUUCUAGAAUUAGGCUAAAUUAGUGCUGCACCGGAAUGGCUGUAAUGCUGUGCAAACUCCGGUUUUUCAUCUCCGGCUCCGGCCGAAUUACAGCUCUGAGCUGCGGCUCCGGCUCCGGCCACAUCAUAAAAUAUUAAAUAAAUAUUUUACGAUCAGAGAACAUUUAUUAAUAUUAUUAUGAAUAACCCUUUUCGCGCUUCCUAAUUAUCAGAUAACAUAAUUCAGGAAACAAAACAGUUAAAACACUUAAGACUUAACCACGCAGAAAAUAUCUAUAUGGAAACCAGCCUCGAAAAAUCUUUGACACGAGGCAUGACGCGAGGCAUGACGCUAACACUCUCAGACUCCACAGCGCAAUUGUUCGCACGCAAACAAAAUACUCUGCCAUUUUCAAAAGGUAGAUAUUUAUUUGUUUUGUACUUUUUCGUUACCUACAAGGCAUGAAUACACAGACUACAGUAUGUAAUGCUAAGUCAGAUGGCUUCAUGAAAGCAUGACGUUUGUAAGUUGCGAUCGUAUUACAGCUUUUCGACGCUGUUCCCGUGGGCUGUGGCAGUUUGAGUCUAUGAUGAAUUCAUUAACAGCAAUUGGCAGUUUGCAGUAACUAACAAUCGUUUGACAUUUGUCUCAUUUAUAUUGUUUUCUUGUCAUUUUGCCGGAGCUGGGAAUACGUAACUCCGGCUCCGGGCUCCGGCAUACAAAAUUCUGCUCCGGCUCCGGCGUCGGAAAAACCGCCGGAGCUCCGGCAGAACUCCGGCAACUCCGGCAACUCCGGCGCACAGCACUAAAUGGCAGGUUUGAUUCCUGCCUGGGACCUGUAGUAAGGUUGCAUUUUUCGCUUCUGUUCCUGGUUAGGUCUAAUAAAUGAAUAUAAAUUUCCACUCGAUAAUUUCCAUCUACAAGAUCCUUCAACUAUUGAAUUGAGUGAGAUGCAGUGACACAAUCUUGAUAAUAUAUGUUCCUUUAAUUAAUCCUGUUUCAUCAUUCUUAGGUCAUGGUGGGUUGAGUGCUGCCAUCGCAGGAGCUGUAUUCACAUCACCACCAACCAAAUCAAUUCUUGCUACCAUAUGUGCCGUUGGUGCUAGUAAUCGAGGUGGAGUGUUGCUCAUCGUUAAGAACUACACUGGUGACAGGUAUUAUUUAGUAGAAAUUAGCUGACAUAUCUGUUUUUUAUUGCUAGAAGCUCCUAUAAUUAUUUUAUUACCGGUACUUAUUUACUGAGACCGAGGGAAACAGUGUGUUUUGUGGACCGGAGACUGCUGUUGUUGCCCGAGGCGAAGCCAAGAGCAACAACAGCGGUCGAGGAGCCACAGAACACGUACACUGUGCUUGCCCGAGGUUUCUGUAAAUAAGUGUUUUGUUAUAUAGUAUAUACUUUAAGUGUCAAAGUAUGAAUAAUUCACUGGUUAUUGAAGUGAACUUAAUUUGAAACCAACACUGGAUAAUUAUGGAACGCCGUAAAUUAAUGCUUUAGUAAAAAGUUUAAAAAAUGAACUUUCAAUUGAAACUUCAUGGUUGACACGCAUGCAUAUUGCACCAAUUUUAUCAUUGACCGGUCAAUAAAUGUUUCAUUGUGGACCGGUUGCCGAACAUUAUUUUUUGUGGACCGGCACAUGACACAGUCAUACAGUUUUGACCAAUCGGCAAACAGAAAAAUUGAACUUUGAUACCAACUAGUCAGUAUAUAAGAAUUUUAAUUGUUAGAAGCUCUUGGGUUGUUGGUCAUAAGCCAAUAACCAGCCCUUAAAAUAUCUUUUCCAGGGUCGUCUGACAAGGGUUGACAUAUGUAUCAGUGUCGGAAAUUUGAUCUUUUAGUAAUUCCAACUGGGAUACCAUGAUUUAAAUUUUAGUAUAUCGACCCUGAGAAUCCAGUAUGAUGUUAUUUAUAAUCCCACUUGUUCUUAAUUGUUGACCAUGUUGUUAACCAAUACAUUCGCAACAGGUUGAAUUUUGGUAUGGCAGCUGAACGAGCGAAACAGGAAGGUAUAAAAGUUGAUAUGGUUAUUGUGAAUGAAGAUUGUGCUCUAUCGAGUGUUGAUAAGACGGCAGGCAGGAGAGGCCUGUGUGGCACAGUCAUUAUUCAUAAAGUAAGUCAAAUAUAAAUAUAAAUAGAGUAAUGUUACUUUGUACUCCGAGUACACAAUACCAUAUACAGUAUGAGGUUGGGGUAUACCCCAAUUUUUUAACAAGGGUGGAUUUACUGUGUGGGUACAGGGGGAUGCACACCCUUACUAGUGAUAUGUCUAGCAUUCCUCUAGAGAAGUCGCCUUAAACGCAUACAAUAUAAACUUUAUAAACAAAAGAAAAUGUAAAACGUAACAGAACAGUGAACAUGCAGAUUCAGCCAUCUCAAAUAAUGGUAAUGUUGAGGUAAUGGUAACACACAGAAAACCUGCACCCCUCCUUGCAGAUGAGGCUAGGUCCGCCCCUGUUUUUGAACCUCAGCAACAAUUGCAUGUACCCAAUGUAUGGUGUACAGCAGUUUAUAGUUUUAUCAUGGACAGAGCACAUGGUGAUGCUCACCCCUCUUAGUUUACACCCCCCCCCCCCCCCCAAAUUGUGCACCCCAGCAAAUUACUGUAUAUAAUUACCUUUGAAAGAUGUUAAUCCUAUGUUGUGCAUCCCUGCAAAUUACUGUAUAUUAUCUUUUAAAGAUGUUAAUCCCAUGUUGUGCAUCCCAGCAAAUUACUGUAUAUAUUUACCUUUUAAAGAUGUUAAUCCCAUGUUGUGCAUCCCAGCAAAUUACUGUAUAUUACCUUUGAAAGAUGUUAAUCCCAUGUUGUGCAUCCCUGCAAAUUACUGUAUAUUACCUUUUAAAGAUGUUAAUCCCAUGUUGUGCAUCCCAGCAAAUUACUGAGUGUAUUACCUUUUAAAGAUAUUAAUCCCAUGUUGUGCAUCCCAGCAAAUUGCUGUAUAUUACCUUUGAAAGAUGUUAAUCCCAUGUUGUGCAUCCCAGCGAAUUACCGUAUGUCUUUUAAAGUAUGUCUGUACCCAAAGAUAGACAGCUUCAUGACAUAUUGACAGAAAAAGAGGUGGAAUGCAUGUUGGAACCCCCUCAAUUUCCAUGUGCAACAGAAUGAUCAGACAAAUGACUUGAAUUAAUUUUCUGUAUAGCAUAUCUUACCAAUAUCCUUCCAUCGACCUGAAUUUAAGAACUGAAUAGUUCAGGUUACCCUUCUAUUAGGGUAAGGGUGGGCAUGAUCUUCUACCUACAGUAACCUGGCAGGCAAUAAAACUCAGAUUUGUUCUUUCCCCUUGGUUGGUUUGUCACAUACCUAAGACGGUUUCUUGCUGGUUUGUUUUCUACAGAUAGCAGGUGCCAUGGCUGAGGCAGGAAAAUCAUUGGAUGAGAUAGCUCCAUUUUUGCGAGAAACUAUCAAGAACAUGGG
Molecule: messenger RNA, 4728 nt
Organism: Paramuricea clavata
Lineage: Eukaryota; Metazoa; Cnidaria; Anthozoa; Malacalcyonacea; Plexauridae
Source: the annotation of a GenBank genome assembly